This is a messenger RNA of Trametes versicolor FP-101664 SS1, 1195 nucleotides long. Its product is annotated as acid protease. Bases 37 to 1071 code for a protein of 344 amino acids. The record is from RefSeq and is a predicted model, not a curated record. The transcript has 10 exons. Gene Ontology annotation, molecular function: aspartic-type endopeptidase activity. NCBI's taxonomy places the organism in Eukaryota, Fungi, Basidiomycota, Agaricomycetes, Polyporales, Polyporaceae. Gene Ontology annotation, biological process: proteolysis.
CUCACUGAGACCCAGAACUUGAAGCAUCCGUUCACCAUGCUCACCCGCGGUACAGUGUUGUUGUCUGCUGCUGCCAUCGCGUAUGGCUUGCCCAGUACGGUGCCUCUACAGUUAAGCGAGGGGUUCUGGCGUGGCGACUUCACUGUCGGUGUUCAAAACUUCUCCCUGACAAUCGAUACCGGGAGCUUUGCCAUCUUGGUCAAAGAGGGGCUGUACAAGCCUGGCCCCGCCACCCAACAGACUAACAUCAGCGAGUUCAUCCAGUUCAAUGGCGCCAGCGAAGAUGGCAUAGCACCCGCGUCGGAGACUAUAUUCUAUGUCCGCGACGAUAUCGAGUUCGCCGGAGUUACCGUUCACGACUUCUUGGCUGGUAACAUCACUUUUGGUGACGACCUACCUGGCGAUGGCGUGGCGGGCUUCAGUCCCCCCGCGUCCGGCAACGAGGACCUAUCCAGUGGUCAAGGCCUGAUCGAAACCAUCUGCGCGCAGGGAGACCUGAUGCCUUGUCAGUUUGGUCUUGCCCUCGGGAAAGACCGCCAAGGCUCCUUCAUCUUUGGGGAGAUUGACACAUCGAAGAUUUCGGGAGAUGUCACCGUGCUCCCGACGACGAAGACCGAUUCGUGGACGGUCACCAAUGCUACCGCGGCCGAUGCGCCGAAUAUCGUCAUUGACGGCACGCCAUUCUCCCCAAUCCUGGCCACAUUCGACAGCGGGACACCGAACAUUAUCGGCUCGCUACAGCAAGUGCGUGACAUUCUGACCCUCGUCGGGUACAACAUCACCGAGCAGACGAACGAAGACCGCAUUACCGUCGCACUGGGCACGUACGAUUGUGCGCGAACCCCGGCGCGCGUCGGGUUCAGCUUCCCGCCAAGCACCGCAGUGCACUACAUCGACCUCGCCGCGAACGAGCUGAACCGCACAGCGGACGGGCGUAUCUGCACCGCGAACAUCCUCGGCACGUCGACGGUCGACGCACCGCAAUGGUCCAUUGGCCAGACGUGGUUCCAGGGGCGGUACGUGCAGCACAACCUGGACAACAACACGAUAUCCUUUGCGGACCUUACGUGAGGAGGUGCACCUUGGGUGGACGUGGGAUCGCGCCGUGACUUGAUUUUCGGAGCGACAUCGACCUGCGUGUAGUCUGUCUUACUGCGUGGUCCUCUAUACUUACGAAUCUUGUUGUAUAAUUACC